Molecule: messenger RNA, 1484 nt
Organism: Erigeron canadensis
Lineage: Eukaryota; Viridiplantae; Streptophyta; Magnoliopsida; Asterales; Asteraceae
Product: RHOMBOID-like protein 2
Exons: 5
Coding region: 237-1214 (325 amino acids)
Biological process (GO): proteolysis
Cellular component (GO): membrane
Molecular function (GO): serine-type endopeptidase activity
Source: RefSeq, a predicted model, not a curated record
AAAAAGAAAAGAAAAGGAAGGAGUAAAAAGUGGGAAGGUGUUGCGCCUUACGCGUCUUGGAAGCGGAUCACCUAACACAUGAAGUCGACAGAUGAGCAGCUGCUAUCUUGAUCAUCUCCUCCUCCUGCCAACCAUUAACGCUGGAUGUCAUCCUCUCCCUUCCUUCCAAGCUACUUCCUUCAAUCCCCAUAUAUAUUCACAUCAACAAACUCUCGAUCAAAUUUUUACAAGAAAACAUGGGCAGAGAUAUCGAGAGCAACAAAAACACCACCAGAGGUUCGAGUUAUUACACCUCAUCAUCCCCAUACCACACUGAAUCCUCAGACAAACAAUGGACUUCAUGGCUUGUUCCAAUGUUUGUUGUCGCAAAUGUUGCAAUGUUCUUUAUCAUCAUGAUUGUUAAUAACUGCCCCAAGAACCAUAAUCCAAACAUUGAUGGCAAGUGUGUUGCCAAGUUUCUUGGUAGACUCUCUUUUCAACCGCUUAAAGAAAAUCCACUUUUUGGCCCUUCUUCCUCUACAUUGGAAAAAUUGGGAGCUCUAGAGUGGGAUAAGGUAGUGAAUGAUCAUCAAGCAUGGAGACUAGUCUCUUGUAUUUUUUUGCAUGCGGGAGUGGUUCACUUGCUUGCCAACAUGUUGAGCUUGGUUUUCAUUGGGAUUCGCCUUGAGCAACAGUUUGGCUUUAUUCGCGUAGGGAUCCUUUACAUGUUAUCUGGGAUUGGUGGGAGCAUACUUUCUGCACUUUUCAUAACAAGCAACAUAUCAGUUGGAGCUUCAGGUGCCCUAUUUGGGCUUCUUGGAGCAAUGUUGUCAGAGCUUCUUACCAAUUGGACCAUUUACGCUAAUAAGGCUGCAGCAUUGUUUACUCUUGUGAUCAUCAUUUUGGUGAACUUGGCUGUCGGGAUGUUGCCUCAUGUUGAUAACUUUGCACAUAUUGGAGGUUUCAUAACGGGUUUUCUCCUUGGAUUUGUACUGCUUCUUCGUCCCCAGUUUGCUUGGCAAGAACGCCGCCAUCUUCCGGCUGAAGCUCGCAGCGCAUCGAAGUACACGGUCUAUCAAUAUGUCUUUUGGCUUCUAUCUGUGAUAUUCUUGGUUGUUGGAUUUACGGUUGGGCUCGUGAUGCUUUUUAAAGGAGAAAAUGGUAACAAGCACUGUAGCUGGUGCCAUUACCUGACUUGUAUACCUACUUCGAGAUGGCGUUGUGAUAACCAAUGAAAGACUUUAUUGUGUUUGUAAUUGGAUGAUAUAGAUUGUUGAUACAUAUGAAGACUUCUAUCUCUCUCGAGUCUUGACCUUACUCUUAUUUUUGAUUGUGUAAAUUCAUUCUUUUUAUAUAUAUGUUUUUUAUUUUGAUGCAUAGUUAGGAUAUAUUAUUUGGUUGUACAUGUAAUACACUAACAUAUAUGAAGUUAUAGUUACUGUUGAUUUCAGUAAGUAAUUUUGAUACUUGACAGAAUGUUAAUUUAAAAGUACAAGUGAAUCAUA